GUAGAAUGUGAACGUGCCUUUUCCGCUUUGACAGCGAUAAUGACUUAGUUUCCCUUCUACCGAUGCGGCUGAAUGUUUAGUGUGGAAACACAAGACCCAAGCUACUGUUUUCACUCAUGGUUCAGCUGAUAAUUUUUCAGGCAAUGUGAUACAUUGCAACAUUGGACAGCUGUUUUAUUUCGCCAUCUCUUUCGCUGCUCUGUAUUGAAGCAAUUUCCCGCUUGAUACAUUGGUCAGUUUCCGUAAACGUUAAGGGACAUGUACCGUUAUUUGCUGGCUUUUUAAACGAGAUGUUUUUUGUUGGUCAUCGCCUCACAAGAUGCCUCGGAAAUUGGUUUGUCGGUGGCAAAUCUUAUUGGCCUUUACCAAGCACUAUGCUGCCAUGGCAACAGUAAUUAAACUGAUAAGAGGGUGAAAUGUCAGCAUCCCGGACUCGCGCAGCUGUGAUGUGGGAAGGAGAAAUAAAAUUGGUAGCGAACUCGGUGUUUUGCUUUCGUCGCCAACAAGCAAUGUAAGGUAGAUGUGAUGAGGUACGUGCAAUCAUGUUUUCCAGUCCUUUGAAUCGAGAGAGGAAGUCGAAUGAGCGUGUAAAGAAAGAAUACAUAUCCCCGUUUCCAGAAGCAUUCCCCCCUUACUAUCAUAACGUUACUGUUUAGAAGAGUGGAAAUGUGGAAGCGAAGGCAUUCUUAACGAGGUUACUACGGAGCUGAGAGAACGAAUCGUGCAUCCGUAAUUUGAAACCGAACAAGCUGUUUGUUGGUUGGCACAAUCAGUCUAAAUCUGAUUGCAAACCAUGGAGAAACUGUUACUUCUGAAGGAUGGUAAUGAGAGACUGACUUUGUUGUGUUAACCAGCCGAGUUGGGACAGCGCGGAUGAGUGGCACAGAACAAGGACGUUCAGCGCAGGCAAUCAGCCGUGCACCCCCCUUACACUCCAAUCCAGCCAAUUAAAAGCUCAACAGUUGAAACCCAACUGCUGAAAACAGUUUCCUCAUUACCACAAACACUGUGGCCAUACAAUUUGAUACCUUUACAUGUGUUUUAAUACACCAUUAAGCUAUUUUGAAGGCGACCCAUUCAGAACCAAGACAAUAGUCAAAUCAAAAAAGUUCUCAUUGGGUCUUUUGAAAAGUAAUGAGUUUCUGCAACCACAGUCCUAUCUUGAAUGUAUUUUCGAUCUCCAGCGUUGAAGAUUACAAGGAAGCUUUGUUAUGUCUUAUUAUGUCUGUUAUGAUGACCUUUCAGCCACUGGCCCAUGAACUGUUAUGCAUGUUUUGCAAGAGAAAGCCACAUACCACCUUUAUGCUUGGAUUUGUUUUUAGUUUUUUUUCAGAAUAUGCCAUAUAAUAAUAAAAAGUAUAUCAGUUAUUAAUCUACCAUAUUAAUUCUAACAUCGCUGUCUAAGGCUGUGAAACAUAAGUUAGUAUUAUAUUCUAUAUUACUUUACCACAACAGAUUCGAAAAAAGAAAUUUAACAGAUUGCCUGGUUCUAAACGAAGCACACUCUUUUCAAAGAGUGAUGCUCUGAUACACCACAGAGACACCAUCAGGCUAUACAGAGACACAGAGGAACUACUUGCGCAUGAAAUUUCAGGGGGAAAUUAAGUGAAUUUGGAUGACACUCCUAACCUUGGAACAACAGAUGCACUGUGUCUAACAAGCACUCUCACUAUGUGAUGCUUCCCAAAUUAACGAACAGCGCACUGCCUCGCUUUGCUGGCCCAGCACUGCAGAAUCAGGAGUAUGCAUGAUGGGGGGAACUUUUUUUCUGUCAGGACAAAAGAGGAGCUGAAGCUGAGCUGUGGGGGAGAGGGGUGGCUCCUCUCCGCUCUGUAUGGAGGUAGAAUACUAAUUACUGGCCGGCUGCGUGAGCUCACAUUGUUCCCCCUGUUGCCUAACAAAACCCUUUCAUGGCCUGUGUUGAGCGUCACAAUUGGUUGCCCGCCUUAAGAAAGCUUCUCACAGUCUCUCCCUGAAAGAGCGUGCAGUGUCUGAAAGGAGGAAGAUGAAAGAGAAAGUUACAGUUAGACAGAACACCGCUCACUGCUAAACGUGUUUUAAACCCACGCAACAUUUGUGAGGACACGAGUGUCCUCAGUUUGUAAAGUAUACAAAUGCUCUCCGUCCAGCCGGACACCAAGCCAAAAGGCUGCGCCGGCUGCAGCCGGAAGAUCAAGGACCGCUACCUGCUGAAGGCCCUGGACAAGUACUGGCAUGAGGACUGCCUGAAAUGCGCCUGCUGCGAUUGCCGGCUUGGUGAGGUGGGCUCCACGCUUUACACCAAAGCCAACCUCAUCCUCUGCCGGCGCGACUACCUCCGGUUGUUUGGUGUGACGGGGAACUGCGCGGCCUGCAGCAAGCUCAUCCCGGCGUUCGAGAUGGUGAUGAGGGCUAAGGAGAAUGUCUACCACCUGGACUGCUUCGCCUGCCAGCUUUGUAAUCAGAGGUUUUGUGUGGGAGAUAAGUUCUUCCUGAAGAACAACAUGAUCCUGUGCCAGACCGACUACGAGGAGGGGCUGAUGAAGGAAGGCUACGCGCCCCAAGUCCGCUGACGUCUCCCAAGAUGGUUGGGGGGCUGAGUCUGAAGUGAA
Clupea harengus (Atlantic herring) is the source of this 2591-nucleotide messenger RNA. It is a transcript of the gene lmo3, whose product is annotated as LIM domain only 3. Gene Ontology annotation, molecular function: transcription coactivator activity; DNA-binding transcription factor binding. NCBI's taxonomy places the organism in Eukaryota, Metazoa, Chordata, Actinopteri, Clupeiformes, Clupeidae. The record is from RefSeq and is a predicted model, not a curated record. Gene Ontology annotation, cellular component: nucleus. Gene Ontology annotation, biological process: positive regulation of transcription by RNA polymerase II.